Messenger RNA from Botrytis cinerea B05.10, 2701 nucleotides. RefSeq lists its product as hypothetical. The coding region runs from base 486 to 2375 and encodes 629 amino acids. Gene Ontology annotation, molecular function: oxidoreductase activity; FMN binding. The record is from RefSeq and is a predicted model, not a curated record. NCBI's taxonomy places the organism in Eukaryota, Fungi, Ascomycota, Leotiomycetes, Helotiales, Sclerotiniaceae. The transcript has 5 exons.
GGCCGAUUUCAAACAAUGUCUAAGUAUCCGAGUGUCACCAACCUUAUGCGAACGAACGUGUCUAUCAAAAGUUCCUAAUAUCACGCUGCUGCUUUCAUUUUUGACUUCGGACUUUAUAUUGGACAACUUCAAGCUCAAACUACAUUGAACCCCAUCAACUUACUGUAUCAACAUCGUUUCCGGAAAUUUCGACCGUUCAAACCCCAUAAUUUUUCCCCAGUUCCGUAUGCUGACAUAAACAUCUGGGAAAAUAUGAGCGAAUCAGAUUCUUACUUUUCUUGCUUAGCACCUUAGCUCCACACUAAAACUUGGACCCGUAAUGCCUCGGCAUCCAUUCCAGCGGAGAGACGAGCGCUAUUACAUUUAACACAAAACCCCCAACAACCCAUUCUCUAAGAUUCUUUCUAUUAUUUAUCCUCUAAACUUUCUUUCUCAAGACUUUUGUUAUCCUCUCAUCAUCUUCUCUACCUACAAUUCUAAUUAAAAUGGCACCUAGAGUAAUUGUCGUCGGCGGUGGUCUAUCUGGCUUGAGUGCUGCACAUACCAUUUACCUGGCUGGUGGCAACGUCGUUGUUCUAGAUAAACAAGCCUUCUUUGGUGGAAACUCGACAAAGGCUACCUCCGGUAUCAAUGGAGCACUUACUCGAACUCAAGUCGACCAAAAGAUUCAAGAUAGUGUAAAGCAAUUCUACGAUGACACACUAAAAUCGGCAAGAGAUAAGGCAAGACCAGAUUUGAUCAAGGUCUUGACAUACAAGUCCGCUGCCGCUGUUGAAUGGCUUCAAGAUGUAUUCGGAUUAGAUUUGACUCUCGUAUCACGACUAGGUGGUCACUCACAUCCAAGAACUCACCGCGGACACGAUGCGAAAUUCCCUGGUAUGGCCAUCACAUAUGCUUUAAUGCAAAGGCUAGAGGAGCUCGCUGAAGCAGAACCCGAACGUGUACAAAUCAUCAAGAAGGCACGAGUUACAGGACUGAAAAAGGAAGGAAACAAGAUUAGUGGUGUCAACUAUGAAUUCGGCGGCGAACCUUCAUUUAUUGAAGGACCAGUCAUUUUGGCCACUGGUGGAUACGCAGCAGAUUUCACCGAAACAUCUCUACUCAAGAAACACAGACCUGAUACAUAUGACUUGGCAUCUACCAACGGUGUUCACGCUACUGGUGAUGGUCAAAAGAUGGUCAUGGCCAUUGGUGGUAAUGGAAUCGAUAUGGACAAAGUUCAGGUACAUCCAACUGGUCUCGUCGAUCCUAAGGAUCCUGGAUCCAAGUGGAAGUUCUUGGCCGCUGAGGCUCUCCGUGGAGAGGGAGGUCUUCUAUUGAAUGGCGAUGGUGAUCGUUUCUGUGAUGAACUUGGUCACAGAGAUUACGUCUCCGGUGAGAUGUGGAAAGAAAAGGACAAGGGGAAAUUCCCAGUUCGUCUCAUUCUCAACUCCAAGGCAUCAAAUGUUCUUGACUUCCACACACGCCAUUACUCUGGUCGUGGUCUCAUGAAGAAGAUGACUGGUAAGGAAUUGGCAAAGGAAAUUGGUUGUACACCAGAUCACCUUCAAGGAACCUUCAAGAAAUACAACAAAAUUGCUGAAGGGAAAGAGAAGGAUCCAUAUGGCAAGAAGUUUUUCCACAAUGGGCCAGUUGAUAUUGAUGAUGACUUCCACGUUGCUGUUAUGGAGCCUGUUCUUCAUUUCACAAUGGGUGGUAUCGAGAUUAAUGCAGAUGCACAAAUUCUCAACCAAGAAGGCAAACCAUUUGAAGGUCUUUAUGCCUGUGGUGAAUUGGCAGGAGGUGUUCAUGGUGCCAAUCGUCUUGGUGGAUCAUCUUUACUUGGUUGUGUUGUCUACGGACGUGUCGCAGGUGAUUCUGCUAGCAAUUACCUUUUCCAAAAUGCUCUCAAGGGUAAUCUUGGCGCUGCAUCUCGUCUUGGUCAAGUUUCCCUUCACAUUGAUCCAUCACAACCUGGCAAGAUUUCCAUCGAAUGGGAUAGCCAGUCUUCUGGUAGUGGCGACAAAGUAGCUCAACAAUCCCAAACAUCAGCUGGUCCAGUCAUGAAAAAUGGAGCAGAUUCAUCUGAUCCAGGGAAAGUCAGCAAGCCAACUAAACCAUCCGAAUUCAAAAUCCCAGAAAAAGAAUUCACAAUGGAUGAAGUCGCGAAACAUAACACGAAAGAAGAUUUAUGGGUUGUGGUUAAGGGUGUCGUUAUGGAUGUAUCGAAUUGGUUAGACGAACAUCCAGGUGGACCACAAGCUCUUAUGAACUUCAUGGGUAGAGAUGCUACUGAGGAAUUUGAGAUGCUUCAUGAUGAUGAAGUCAUUCCUAAGUAUGCUGCUAGCCAGGUUAUUGGGAGAGUUAAGGGUGUCACACCUACUUUGGAACUAUAAGUUCAGUUGAUUAGGAUUGAGACUUGAGACUUGAGAAAAUGACAUGUUAUGGGUUGUAUUACGGUGAAUGGAGAUAUGGGUUUUCGGCUUAGGUUUUGGCUUGCUUGAUGAUGGGAUGGAUUCAUUAUGCUCGUUUAAGAAAUUGUAUUGUAUUGAUAUAAAGACAAGAUGAGAUGAUAUGAUAUUUCUAAUUUGACUGGAUAGUUUACAUUUACUAUUUGCAUAUUGUGUACUGGUAGUUGUUUGUUCCUAAUUCAACUCGUGAUCUCAAUACUCACUCCACUCUUAAUUGAGCUUGUGAAUAAACCAUUAAGUAAUUCACCCCA